AUGCCUGCGCCUGUUCGUGCCUUUUACAUGCCAUUUGUGGCAAUCUUGUACCUGCCUGUCUACUUGAUAGCGCAGGCCGUCCGUUUUCUUUUCCGCGGCGUGGUUGGGUUGCGGGGAGGCGACAUUCAUGCUGCUCUCCACGACUUCGCCGUCAUGCUCCUGUCUCUGUUUCUCCACGUUGGCCUUGUCUACGCUCUCCGAAACCGGAUGAUUCAACCAAUCGAUUGGAAUGCGUUCUUCCGGGGUCCCCGCGGCCCUCCUGGUGGCCCUCCUGGCCCUCCUCGCGGCCCCUUCCCCGGGCCAGACCCAUAUGCUGGCGCCGGUGCUCCUUCUCCUCGCUGUCCUGCCCUUCGGGGUAGAGGCUCCCGACCUACGCGUGGACCUGGCCGUUACUAUGCUCACCCCUACUAUGCUCAAGCUGGAUAUGGUUGUGGUAUCUCGAUUUCACUAGUGCUAAUCAUGUUUCUUUGCUUUACGCAGUUUGUGUCAUCCCGUGGUAACGAAUACUUUUGUGAGAUCGAUGAGGACUAUUUGACCGAUCGCUUCAACCUUACUGGUCUCAACACCGAGGUUUCAUACUAUCAGUACGCGCUCGAUCUUGUGACCGACGUUUUUGAUCUCGACGCCGACGAUGAUCUCCGUGAGCAAAUCGAGAAAUCCGCCCGCCAUCUGUACGGCCUUGUUCACGCUCGAUACAUUGUCACCACUCGCGGUCUUGCUAAGAUGCUUGAGAAGUACAAGAAGAGUGAUUUUGGAAAGUGUCCCCGUGUGAUGUGCGAUGGCCACGCGCUGUUGCCUCUUGGUCAGUCGGACCUGCCAAACAUGAGCACCGUCAAACUGUACUGCCCCAAGUGCGAAGAUAUCUACAACCCCAAGUCAUCCCGCCACUCCUCAAUUGACGGCGCCUACUUCGGUACCUCAUUCCACUCCAUCCUGUUCCAGGUCUACCCUGCUCUCAACCCCGAGAAGAGCAGCCGCCGCUACGAGCCCCGCAUUUACGGUUUCAAGGUUCACGCUGCUGCCGCGCUCGCCCGCUACCAAGACGGCCAACGCGAGGAACUCAAGUGGCGCCUGGCAGAAGUCGACAUUCAGCACCGGUUUAUCGAAGAUAGCGAGAGCGAUGGCGAUGCGUUCGAGUACGAUGAAGAUUAUCCCGAGGGCCACCACCCUGCGAAGAACGAGAAGCUCAUCGGCGACGCAGCCUCCGCUCGCAUGGAGAUCGGAAACUAA
Molecule: messenger RNA, 1230 nt
Organism: Penicillium soppii
Lineage: Eukaryota; Fungi; Ascomycota; Eurotiomycetes; Eurotiales; Aspergillaceae
Product: casein kinase II subunit beta
Exons: 2
Coding region: 1-1230 (409 amino acids)
Cellular component (GO): cytoplasm; protein kinase CK2 complex
Molecular function (GO): protein kinase regulator activity
Source: RefSeq, a predicted model, not a curated record